AGUAAUUUCAAAUUCUAAUUGUCAAGUACAUUAGAAUAACAAAAUGCUUGUCAGAAUCCGGUGUUUGAGGAAGUAAAUACGGACACAUGUAUACCAAUGACUUACAAUCAUCUCGGAUAUCUUACUUUACAAAGUUAUCGUGUUAAAAGCAGGACUCGAAAAAUGGAAGUUUAUAUUGUCCGUUGUUGCUUAUAUUACACUGGCUAGUGCCUUGCUCUCUUUUGGAAGAUUUAAAUCAAGUUACCGCGACAAUUUUUCGGUUAAUUGGUUUUAAAGCCAUUCCACCAUGCUGAAAUUAAGGCAAACUCUGGACCGUAUCCGGCACCGUCCGCAAGAUGCAACCGGAACUUCUCGAUCACACCAUCGGAAAUUUCCAAACCUUCGGAAAAAACUACAUUUUUUGUCUAAGCUUAAACCUAGCAAGAAAUCCAAACAUGCCAAAAAUGACAAACAAACUGACAAGAAUGGCUCGUGUGUUGAACUACAGGGAUCCAAAUCAGAGGAAGACAUCAUUAAACAAGAUACAAAGGGAACGCUUGAUAAUGAUAAAGAAUCAAAGGAGAUUGCAGCAGAUGCGAACGAUAAUAACGAAAAUAAAGUAACAAUAACUGUUGAAUGUCACGAUGACACCGACGAUAAGGAUAAUAUCCUGAGAAACAACCGCUCAGUAGAAUCGCUCUUUGACCAAUUAUCUACUGCAUCAAUUGGGACAAGAGAUCAUACUCGUGCUAGCAUGAUCUCACAAAGAUCUAUGUCGAAUUUUUCAAUGCUCAGUUUCAAACAGGAACCAAUAAAACGCACAGUUUGGACACAAACUGAUCUUGUAGAGAAUGCUAUGCAAUCAAACUCUGUGGAUGAUCUAGCAAAAGAGGAUGCGGACGACCUAGCUAGAGAGGAUGCGGACGAAAGCAAGGAAACAGUAAAAACUGAAGCCACAUGUUCCGAUGAUUAUAUGACACCAUGGUCUAGUGUAGAUUUCGGGAUUGAUGACGUGUUUCAUAGAGAGCCUGUGGUGAAUCCAAAACUUGCUUCAAUUAGAGACCGGAUUGUAGAACGCUUAAAGUUUCCAAAACUAGAUCAUAGUGACCCAGAAGUAGUAGUUGAUCUUCUGAAAUAUUCAAAAGUACCAUUCCUUAUUGUUUUAAACAGUAAAAUCUCAAAAGAAGGCGGUUCGUUCAAUGAGGAGUUCAUAGCAUGUCGCGGGCUUGACUUAUUACUGGAGCAAAUGGAGUUUCUCGCCUGUGCGGGAUUGGUGACGUUGUUUGACGUCACGAAGAUGACGUUAUUAUCGGAAUGUGCAACUUCACUUGUCAACUCGGCAUCGGGGAAGGACUUUUUCAUUAACCAUUGGGAAUACGUUAUCUGCCUCGUAAGAGCAUUAGAGACCAAACAUGUAAUGGUGAAGAUACAGAUAUUUGAGUUAUUGUCGGCAUUGUGUGUCUACUCGAAAGAUGGCUAUUACCUGACACUGGAGGCUCUAGAAAGAUACAGGCUUUGGCAGAAAAUGCGAUUCCGAAUGGGUUUACUGGUGAAUGAAGUCAGGCAUUCUGAACUUGCUGCCUACAAGACAAUCAUCAUGGCUCUCAUUAACGCUAUCAUUUUCGCAAAUGAAAACAUUAAAGAUAGGGUUCGAGUCCGGAACGAGUUUCUCGAUUUGAACCUGCAGGAUACAAUCAGCAGUUUGAGAUGCGAGGACGAUCCUGAUUUACUGGUUCAGUGUGACGUGUUCGAAGAAGAAUAUCAUGCCGACACAGAAGCUGUUAUGGAGAGCAAAACAACUGAAAUGAAUGACAUAAACUCCGUUUUUACUGCGGUCCAUGAAAAAUUUCAAGGGACUCCUCACGACACAAUGCUGCUCACUGUGCUACAGUCUUUACUCGACGAUGGGAACGCACACAGUGACAGGAUGUUGACACAUUUAGAGAAAAUGACACAACAAAGUAAUGCAUUUGAUGAAUGUGAUGCAGCAGAAACGGCAACGCCAAUUAGCAAAGAUGAAACAAAGGAAAUGAAUGAUUCUGCCGUCCAAACAGAACUAACAUUAAAAGAUAUAUUGAUACGCUCUGAAACACCGUCUGCAAUAGAAGGGUGUAAUGCAACAUCUGUGCCACAGGCACCUCCUUUGCCACCUUUGGCUGGAGUUCCAAAUGCUCCUCCUCCGCCACAACCACCACCGGCUCCACCGUUACCUGGAACAUCAAAUAUCCCUCCACCACCUCCACUUCCACAGGCACCCGGAGUACCAGUACCGCCACCCCCACCUGGUGUACCAUUACCACCCGGUGUACCUGCCCCACCACCCCCACCAGGAGCACCACCCGCACCAGGAGCACCGCCACCACCUCCUGGUGCACCUAUGUUCGGAAUGCCAGCAGCAACUCAAAACGGUCCACCGCCACCAAAACCAAUUGAGACACCAACUCCUUUUAAGAAAAUGAGAACAUUAACAUGGAACAAGAUCCCAGUUUAUGCUUUCAAGAAGGAAAGCAUUUGGAACCAGGUUCUGAACAUGAAAGAUAAAAUCGACCUUGAUUACACAAAAGUAGAAGAAAUGUUUUCCCAGAAAGAAAUAGCUGCUCCAAAACAACAUACAGACGACAGUAAAGCUCAAAAUAGAACUUCUACACAGGUCCAUGAGGUAACACUUUUUGACCCAAAGAAGGGCAUGAAUCUGAACAUAUUUCUGAAGCAGCUCCGAAAACCAAACGACGUUGUUAUCAAGCAAAUUAAAGAAGGUGAUGCUAAAAAUCUUGGUAUAGAAAAGCUUAAGGGCCUGAUGAAACUUCUGCCGCUGCCAGAUGAGAUUGAGAUGAUUCGAGGGUACGAGGGAGAUACGGAGAGACUUGGUCAGGCAGAAAAGUUUUUUCAUCAAUUGAUACAGUUACCUGACUUUAAGCUUAGAAUCGAAAUGAUGCUUUUAAUAGAGGAUUUCAAUUCACAAGUUGGCACAAUUCGUCCAAAUAUCCAAGUGUUAACAUCUCUCUGCACCAAGUUAAUGGACAAUGAGUCAUUAAGAGGGUUCUUAAGAUUUGUCCUUCAUGCUGGUAACUUUAUAAACAAGGGAAGCAGCGCUGGAGGGGCAAUAGGUAUUCGUGUAGGUUCACUCAAUAAAUUGCUGAUGACAAAGUCUAAUACAGCGAAAAUGACUUUGCUACAUUACCUUGUCGACGAAGCUCAAAAGAAAAACAAAGAUUCACUUACAUUUGUCGGAGAUUUGUUGGAACCUCUACAACAAGCAUCAAGGUUUAGCUUAGAUGGAAUUAUAUCAGAAUUCACAAGCUUACAAAGUAAUGUGCAUCGUCUGAAAGGCUCAUUGGAACAAGCUGAAGAGGAAGUCAAAACACAAUUUUCAGGGUUUAUUUCGGAAGCAGAAAAUGAUCUGACCAGCAUUGAAGGGUCGAUAGACCAGAUUAAAGUGCUAUGUACUAAACUAGCGGUGCAUUAUUGCGAAAACGAAAAGACUUUUAAAGUUGAUGAAUUUAUUGAAGCAUUUAAAGAUUUCUGUGAGAAAGUUAAAUCAUGUGAACAUGAACUUGAAUCUUGGCGAGUGAUGGCAGAGCAAGCAGAGAAAAGACGCACAGCGCAAUUUGGAAAGUCGGAGAAAAGAAAAGGACACUUUGGGUCUUCUAAAUUGUCAGCCGACAAUAAAAAACCAUUUGAAAAUAUUGUAAACGACAUUAGAAAGGGAACAGUUUUGAGGCGGCUUUCGAGCAGAAAAAAAGACAAGUAAAGAUCUCAACACAGUUCUGACAAUUUAACGUUAUUAGCAUAUCUUUCUUUGCAGCUCUAGUCAUGUCUAAAGAAUACCUCAUUGAGGCACUAUUUAUUGAAAAUUUAAUCAGAUGAAAUGAAAUACGAUAGACGUUUGAUGCAUAAUUCCGGAACUCUACGCAUUUACCACGUGAUUCUAAUGCUGUCGCGUAAUUACCACAUCAAUGGUUAUAUCUCAGCGCGUGCGAUAAUCACGUGACACUUGAGUUGAAUCGUUUUCUCUUCAAAUUGACUGCCUGUCGCUUUUAAAACAAUUAUUUCCAUCAAUUUUCGGCGUGUUCGCAAUACUUAAUGUAUUGGUAUUACAUUCCAAUAAUAACACCGUUUUCAAAGGUUUCACCUACUAUACUUAUAUCAUUUAUAUGGAUAUAGUGCUUGACGUAGAAGUGUUUUGUAUACACAGUCUUCUACAUGAUCGUUAAUGAUGUAAAGAUGUGUGACUCUCUCUCUAUAUAUUUAUUGAUAAACAAUCAUUAUUCCCUACGUCUAGUCGCAAAAGUGCUCUUGAAUAUUGUGUUUGUUUAUUGUUGUUACAUUGUUGAUUUGUUUGUUUUGUUGAAAUGUUUUGAUAUGUAAAUAAAGAUAUAAUAUUA
Molecule: messenger RNA, 4364 nt
Organism: Ruditapes philippinarum (Manila clam)
Lineage: Eukaryota; Metazoa; Mollusca; Bivalvia; Venerida; Veneridae
Product: inverted formin-2-like
Exons: 14
Coding region: 287-3730 (1147 amino acids)
Biological process (GO): actin cytoskeleton organization
Molecular function (GO): small GTPase binding; actin binding
Source: RefSeq, a predicted model, not a curated record